AUGACAUUUAUCUAAUCGGUUCCUCGCAACAAGGUCGAGCCGGAGGAGUGUGAGACUUGACACUUGUCGGUGGCGAUGAGUUUCGCCUCAUGUCAGAAACGUGGCUCGGCGUCCGACGUGCCGUGAAUUUCAGGCGGUUUCCUCGUAUCUGUGCCGUAUCUAAAUGUUGUCGCGGGGUCCACCGGCCGCUUCGCUGUUACUGAGUUGUUAGGAGCUCAGCCAGCUGCGGCGGAGGAGGCUAGCUGAGCUCGGUUACCUGCUAAGGAUGAGCUCCACACCGAAUCACCGUGACGCUACAGAGACAGCAGGGCAGCCCAGAAAACACGUCUCCGCUGUCUCCGUCGCCGGACACGUCCAGCAGGUCUUCAGCCAUGUGAAAGUAGAAAACCUGGUGGCGGGACUGAGCGGCGGUGUGGUGUCCACUCUGCUGCUUCACCCGCUGGACCUGGUGAAGACCAGGUUUGCAGUGAGUGACGGACUGGAGUUGAGGCCCAAGUACAGCGGUAUUCUUCACUGUAUGAAGAGUGUGUGGCAUCAGGAGGGAGUGAGGGGUCUGUACCAAGGGGUGACCCCCAACAUCUGGGGCGCGGGCUUGUCCUGGGGCCUCUACUUCUUCUUCUACAAUGCAAUCAAAGGCUACACUAAGGAAGGCCGUCAGGCUGAACUGAGCCCAGCAGAGCACCUGGUUUCGGCGGCUGAAGCAGGCAUCCUCACUCUCACCAUAACCAACCCGAUCUGGGUCACCAAGACCCGACUGGUUCUGCAGUACAGCUCCGACCCCACCAGUAAGCAGUACAAGGGGAUGGUGGACGCCCUGGUUAAGAUCUACCGCCACGAGGGCCUGCCAGGACUUUACAAAGGUUACGUUCCGGGCCUGUUCGGUACGUCUCACGGAGCCCUGCAGUUCAUGGCCUACGAAGAGCUCAAGAGAGACUACAACAAAUACAAGAAGGUGCCUUCAGAUGCAAAGUUGGAUGCUCUGGAAUACGUCACAAUGGCAGCGCUGUCCAAAAUAUUCGCCGUCGCCACGACGUACCCGUAUCAGGUGGUGAGAGCUCGGCUCCAAGACCAGCACAACAGAUACGGCGGGGUCGUGGACGUCAUCGGACGGACAUGGAGGUACGGAUCUGCCGGCACCGGUCGAUUGGACCCGGCUUCCUUUUCACGCUCAUUAUUCCCCUCCCCCCCGCAGAAACGAAGGAGCUUCGGGCUUCUACAAAGGCGUCGUCCCAAAUUUGAUCCGCGUCACGCCGGCCUGCUGCAUCACUUUUGUGGUUUAUGAGAACGUGUCCCGCUUCCUUCUGGGGACAAAAUGAGAGAGACAGAGAGGACCCGGCAUGGACAGCCACACGGGGCGUCAAGCUCCGGCUGAAACGUUGGAGACGAAGAGGGGAGCGUGUUUUCCCCCCCAGAGGCUUUCCUUAAGUACAUGGAGAUGCGUAGAAGUGAGAGGAAAAAAAGUCGAAGCUUCAAAUCAACUAACUCAUUUUCGGUCAAACAUAUUGGAGGCGGAUUGGGGCCACUGAAGUAAAAGAAUUCUGACUUUAAUCUCAGAACUUUGGCUUUUUUUUUCUUAGAAUUUUGGAAAAUAAUUUCUCGUAAUUUAGAUUUUUUUUUUUUCUCUCCCAGAAUUUUGACUUUUUUUUUCUCAAAAUUCUGACUUUUGAAUUUAGAAGAUUAAAGUCGGAAUUCUGAGAGGAAAAAUGAAAUCUGAAUUGUGAGAUUAAAGUCAAAAUUCUGACUUUUGAACUCAGAUGAUGAAAGCUGGAAUUCUAAAGAAACGUCAGAUUUUUCAGAGAAAAGUCAAAAAUCCUGAAAUUUAAUCCUGAAUUCUGAGUCACAUUUUUUUUCCAGUGGCCUCAAUCCUCUUCUGUGAAAACAUGACGGGAAUACGCGUCCGCUUUAAACGCACAGUUAGUUCGUGGGGAUGUGUUGCUUCAGUUUGUCCCUUUGGAAAUGAUAUGAAUGUGAUACGGUAACUAUUAUUUUCAAACAUGAGGGGCAUAGUGUAACGAUGUGUGGUGAGUGCAGCAUUCUACCACAGAGGGAGUUUUGUUUAUGUUUUCUGGCAACAGAAAGACGAAAAACAAAAGUGUAUUUUUAAAGCUUGAUCAUCAGCAUCAAGAUCUCAGGUCUCCAGUUUUACCUUCAUUAUCAAUUAUCCAUGCAUGAACUGCAGCAUUGAUGAUGCUUCUUCCAUAAAGUCAUUUUUUCCUCAUUACACAAACUUAAGUGUGUUGUUUUAUGGCAUUUUGUUAUGAAAUGUGAAGUGCUUUAUUAGUGUGUGAACACAAUAAAUGUUUUAUUUUUGACCUAUUUUA
Xiphophorus couchianus (Monterrey platyfish) is the source of this 2321-nucleotide messenger RNA. Its product is annotated as mitochondrial folate transporter/carrier. The record is from RefSeq and is a predicted model, not a curated record. NCBI's taxonomy places the organism in Eukaryota, Metazoa, Chordata, Actinopteri, Cyprinodontiformes, Poeciliidae. Bases 266 to 1282 code for a protein of 338 amino acids. The transcript has 6 exons. Gene Ontology annotation, biological process: transmembrane transport; nucleotide transport.